AUGCGGCGCGCGCUCGCCCUCAGCGUGGGAUGCGCAGCGCACCGCGAGGUGAGCCUGGGGGAGGGUUUCAUGGAGUCCCUCCCCAUGCCACACCAAGGCGUGCGCAGGGACAGCUAUUACUCCAGCAUCAGCUACCCCUUGUCCUGCGAAGAUCCUGGGAUAAAGGGCGGCCUGGAGGGUGAGGACCUCCCAUGGGCGGAGGCGAGGCGUGUCUUCCGACGGUUUGCAGCCAGCGAUAAUCCUUCCAGCGAAGAGCGAUCUGAGAUGUCGGACGCGGCCUGGCGCCUGUCCUACUGCUGGUGCAACUGCGGGUCGUGCCCCGAGCUCUUCCACGUGUGUCCCUUGGGCGCCAUGGCGGCCUUGAAUCUCAUGCAGUUGUCCUCAGCCAUGAGUUCAGCAGCUCGGGUUGGUUCCUUCAUAAAUUCUGUCAGUGAAUGUUCCCAUGUGGAUCCCUACGUUAUGAUUGUGAAAUUGCCUCCCUGGAACGAGCUCUUGUACGCCAGCUGGCCAAUCUUCGGCAUCAUGUACCGGGUGGCACUGCAGCUGCAGGUCGAUGGCCUCCAGGAGGAGCACCUGGACGCUAUUUGGGUGGAGCAGCUCCUUCGCGGCAACGGCUCCAUCUCCUGGCCCCGGAAACGGAACCGGAGCCUGGGAAGCCGGAGGGAAGGGAAGGGAAGCUUCUGCGAGCUGCUGGGCUUCGGUGCCCAGUGCCCCGUGGACAUCGCUGCGCAGCUCGUGGGGCAAGCUCUGGCCAUCGCCCGCACUGACCCACCACGAGGGCGGGAGCCCUUGGAUGCAAUCGAGGCGCUGGUGCGAAGGGCGCAGAGCUGGGUCUAUGGGCUGCUGCCACGGGUGCCAGGGGUCACCGAGUGCAUGCAGUCGCAGAACCUCCACUUGGGCCUCAGUUUGUCGCGUGCUGGCCGCAAGAUCUUCCGAAGCCUCGCGCAGCUGCAAACCGUAUUGGAAGCCUCGCUCCAUGCCACCGGCCCGCACUGCCCUGCAGGCGGCGCACGCUGGCAGGGUGAGUGGCUCUUUGAGACCGACUUCCUGAAGGACUUCCAGGCGGAGCUGGGCACUACCCUGGCGCUGGCGCCAAAUCUCUCACCUGCUGCCACAGCGUGGCCCCAGGUCCGUGAGGCACGCGAGGCGUGGGUGUGCACCCUCUUCGCAGGCCCAGAGAUCUCCUGGGAGCAGGUGGCGCUGCACGCAGAGCUUGUGAGGACCUUAGCCUACUCCAUCCGCCGUCACUCGCAGCAGCAACGACCCUUUGUGGUUUUGACCGAGGUCAGCAUCCCAGAGGACAUCCGACUAGAGCUGCUGGCUGAUGGCCUGUUGCUAGAGUACUUUCACGCCCCAUCCUUGAGAAUGCAGGUGCCGGCUGGCUACGAGUGGAAACUCAGCUGGUUCAAAGGCCGGAAGCUCCGACCCACGAUGGGACAGCUGGCAGUCUGGAAUCUGAGCUAUGAUACUGUCGUGAUGUUGGACGAUGAUAUGAUUAUGGUGCAAGCAGCAGACGAGCUUUUCACGACGCCAGUGUUUGCCAUGUCUCAUGACCCCAUGCCCUCUGGGCACGCGAAGGAUACUGCGGGCCACCAAAUCACUCGGCUCAACAAUGCGGUGCGUGUGGUGCAGCCCAACAAACAAUUAUUCCGGAAGAUGGUGGCGAAAUUGCAGUCGGGCGCCUACAAGGACCAUGCCUUAAUAAGCUAUUGGGGCUACGAUCUGCAAAGCCUGGAGGACGCGUUCUGGAGUGAGCAGAGCCGACGUAGCGGCGUGGCCCGCUAUGCUGGCGGCCAGUUCUUGGGCUGCGCCAAGCUUCGAGCCGGAGUCAGCCGCGCGAAGCGGACAGAACUUGCAGACACUCUCCCAGAUGCAGAGGAAGCGAAGUCGCUGAACGAAGUUGAGACCAUCAGAGCAUCGGAUAACGAAAACGUGCACUGCGUCUUGCCUGCGGACUACAACUUCUUCGUAGAUUUUAAGAGCGUCUUCACGCUGAUCUUCCACGGGGUGGGUGAGUCGGAGCUGAAGGCGUGGAGCAUGCGCAGGCUGAUGAGGCGGGCUACGAUGCUCCUCAGAAGCGGGUCCCUGGUGGAUGCCCCGAAGAUCUUGCACUGGCCUGGCGGCUUGCGGAAACCGUGGCAACGAGUCCACCCCAGAACUCAGACCGACUGGGAUCGCGCAUGGUGGGAUGCGCAUCAUGGCAUGUGCCAAGAGAGCGCCACAAAAUGUCGGAUUGCUUGUGAGUUCGAGCCGCCCGUGGAGUGA
Messenger RNA from Effrenium voratum, 2265 nucleotides. The record is from the annotation of a GenBank genome assembly. Lineage: Eukaryota; Dinophyceae; Suessiales; Symbiodiniaceae.